CAAUUUCAAGUCGUCAACAACAAACAGUAGUCAGCAAAGCCAAAUCAAGGCUGAGAGUAUAGGUACUAUAAAGGAAUACGACAUAAUAUAACAUUGAUAAGAUUGUUUUCGAGUAGUACCUGGAAAUCAUGCAAAAGGCGAAUUGUUAUUUUUUGAUUUCACGCUAAUCCUUAUCGAAAUCUUGGCAGAUAAGCUUUCGGAUUCUUAGUUGAGCAAAUGUUCGGAGUGUUAACGUGCGUUUUGCAUCGUUCUUGAGUUGUGUACAAGAAAAAUAUGGAAAUAAUUACAGGUUCAGAUAUUCUGUCUUCAGAAAAAAUCAACCUAACCUUAAGAUACAGUGUUCAAAGGCAAACACUAGUAGUAAGCGUACAUCAAAUUGAGGGUUUAUAUUCUGAUGACACAAGGGGAAUAUACGUCAAGCUCUAUCUUUUACCAGAAAGACACAAGAACACUAAAAGGAAAACGCAGGUAAUUAAAUCAUUGAAAAAUCCAACUUUUGAUGAAACUUUCGAAUUCAGUAUACCGCAAGAUGAGCUGUUUGAUCAGCAGCUGGAGGUUUCUGUUUGGGAGGAAGGAAUGAUUAGGAAUGAACCCAUUGAAAAGGUUGUGAUUGACUUAGAUAAAUUGGGAUUAGUACUACCUCACAGAAGACUGUUUAAACUCUCCAAGGUUGCAAAUGGGACAAAUGAAAGUUAAGAAUGUGAAUAAUGUUAACAAUUAAAAACUUAAUUAUUAGUUUUAAGAACAUUUUACAAUUUUGAUAUUUAGAACAAUGGUUUAAAGUAGAACUAAAGAUCAGGGGAAGGUAUAUUACCUUCCUACACAAAGAAAAGAUGAGAGAUGCCUGUAUUAUAAUAUAUUUUAACAUAUAUGAACAAUAAUUAAUCCACACUAAUAGCUUACAUAAUCUACAUCUAUGGGAGUUUUAUUUUAUUGACAAAAUUAUAAUUUAAAAAACCUCAAAACUGAUUCCAAAGAUACUUGCUAAAUAAGUGUACGUAUGUUUUUAGUUAAAUAUAUUUUAUAGACAUCAUC
Molecule: messenger RNA, 1035 nt
Organism: Anthonomus grandis grandis
Lineage: Eukaryota; Metazoa; Arthropoda; Insecta; Coleoptera; Curculionidae
Gene: Esyt2
Product: synaptotagmin-6-like
Exons: 5
Coding region: 274-696 (140 amino acids)
Biological process (GO): exocytosis
Molecular function (GO): neurexin family protein binding
Source: RefSeq, a predicted model, not a curated record